Ambispora leptoticha is the source of this 3111-nucleotide messenger RNA. Lineage: Eukaryota; Fungi; Glomeromycota; Glomeromycetes; Archaeosporales; Ambisporaceae. The record is from the annotation of a GenBank genome assembly.
AUGAAGCGUUCUUUUUCUUUCACAAGUCAAAGAAAGGAGACUAUUGAAAAAAUUGAAACCGAGGAUGAUUUUUCAGAAGCGUUUGAAACAGUUCUUGAUCUCAAACAGAGCACAUUAAAGGAAGAACCGGAUUUUGAUAAGUUAGAGUCUGCGAAUUUACGAGAGAGAACUCGUGCUCUUAAAAUUCUAAUUAAUGCAUUUCCAAACUUGAGUCAACAUGAGAGGGUUAAUCUAUUCAACAUUCUUACAAGACAAUUAGCUGCUGAAAAAGACAAAGAUGCUAAAUGUCUUAUAGUAAUGCUGUUUGAAAAAUUAGCGCUCGAUUCUGCUCAUGAUUGUCGAUUGAUUAUUAGCACGUUGCUGAGUCAAGUAGAAACAGAUUCAACAAAAUUAAAAUGUCAAAUAUUUAAUUCGAUAAUGGCGAUUCUAAAGAUUAAACAAUUAGAACAACAGCAGUUCGGUUCAAAUUCCUUUCUGAACACCAUUAAUCAACUUUCUAUUCUCGCCAUUGAAGAAUUAUCAUGCUCACAUCAUCGCAUAAGAGCCAUCUCACUUCGAUUGUUGGCUACCUUAUCACCAAUCAUUACACGUAUUAAACAAGAUUUUAAUAGCAAGAAUUUGUCUGAUCCCACAAUCUCGGAAUUUUUGAAUGGCGACCAAAUUCAAACAAUCAUUCAUAACUUUGUAUGUGAUCCGGACCCUAGAGUUCGUCACACUGCUUUGACGAUGCUUGUUGAGCUACAUCAUCGGAGAUCUAUCCUCGAUCUAAAAUGGUAUCAACUGUCAAUUAAUUGCUUGAAGGAUGAUUAUGAACAAGUUCGAUCUGCGGCAUUGAGUCUAGUUUGGGUAUUAAGUGGUCUAUAUCCUAAUGAAAAAAUUCCACUCAGCAACGGGUCUAAAGAAAGUAUUUCAUUAGUGGACGAUGCUUUUAUCAAAAUUUGUGAUAUGAUUAGUGAUGGCUCGGUGAAAAUUAGAAGUAAAGCUUGCGCAAUCUUGGGUAGCUGCCGUGAUGUUAGUGAAAUAAUUCUUUUGCAAACAUUUAGUAAAGAGGUAAUGUCUCAUUUGAAGCGUAAAAAUCCAAUUAAAUCGGGCGGUGGUGGCAGUAAAAACAAGAAACAAAGGCAAUUACCAAAACCCGAAGGAGAUUUUGAUGUGGAAUCAGAUGAAUUUCGAUUACUUGAUUCUGGAGCAUGUGGAGCUUUUAUUCGUGGUUUAGAGGAUGAAUAUCAAGAAGUAAGAAAUGCUUCUAUCGACUCUAUAUGUAAAUUAUGUAUGUAUAGUACAAAGUUUGCUGAACGCGCUAAAGAUUUUCUUGUUGACAUGUUUCACGAUGAAAUCGAUUCUGUUCGUUUAAACGCCAUAAAUAGUCUUCAGAAAAUCGGAACGUACACAAAAAUUAUUCUAGAUUAUGAACAAUUGCAGAAUACUCUUGAUGUUUUAGGAGACUCCAAUUCAAAAAUUCGGGAAGCAACUCGUGGAAUGCUGAGUGUCACCAAACUCUUGAAUUCCGAAUCUGCCGCUAAAUUUAUAGAAGUCCUGAUGAAAAAUAUGGAUAGAUAUCCUGAUGAUCAAUUGUCUAUCUUCCGUUGUUUUGUUCAAUUUGCAAGAAUCAAUUGGAAAUAUAUCGAAAAAUUUAUUCCGAGAUUUUUUAAUUUGGAACCCUACAUAAAACCGAAAGAGAUUUACCUCGAAUCUCCCCAGCACAUUGGGCAUUUGAUUAUAUCAUUUAACGCCUUGCUUAAGAAUGAGAAAAUAGCAAAGAAAUUGCCAGACUAUUCGUUUAGACAAUUUGUCUUUCUUCGAGAAAAAUUUCCAGAUUGCUUUCCCGAUAAAGUUCUUCAGAAGAAUGAUGCAAAUCAAUCACUAGCAAUGGAUGGCGUUGAAGAAGGUGAAAUAUUGGAUUCUGUCUUCAUGGGGGAAAAAGCUGAAAUGUUGGACUCAACUGAAGAAAAUACGGUCGAUAUGCUUGAAAAAGAUAAACUCGACUUGCAUGGAUUUAUAGAACAAACUUUGGGCGCUUUCGUAAAUCUCAGUUUUCUGAUGAAGGCUAAUAAUUGGAAGGGUGCAUUAUCGAUUGUGGGUGUUUGCUCAAAGGAUUUGAUAUAUAUAGCACGAACAAUUUCAUCACUAUCUGGAAAAGCAGAAUUUGCAAUCCUGUAUCUUGAAUGUCUACAAACAAUAAUUGAGAUCAAAAAGAAUUUUCAUCGAAACUACUUUUCUGAUAAGGCAGCAAAUCUUGCAGCAAAUCUGAUAAUAUUAUCAUAUGCGAUGGAAAACAAUUUCCUCGGCGUCACAGACAGAGCUCGCCAUUUCACAAUGAAUCUUCGUAUUAUCGCAAACAUUAUAUGGAUAAUUGGAGUUUCAAAACCAACUUACCUUCAUGAUUCUUCACCGCCUACCAUCAAGAAUCUAAUCCAAUUACUUAAUCGUCGAGUUCAAAUUGUUCAAGACAAAUUUCAAAAUGAAGAUUUUUUCUAUAAAAGUCUCGUUGAUCUUAAUAAAUUAUUACAAAAAAAUAUACUUGAAGACAGUUUGACCACCUCGGAUAUUAUCCCAAUUUUUGAUUACGUGGAGAAUUUCACACUUUACGAUAUUGAUCUUCGAAAUAUGAUGAAAAGAUGCGAAGCGAAGUUAAUCAAGCAGACAACUUCAAAUAAAGUGUUUGUCGCGGGAUUUCCACUACGAGUAUUUAUUGAAGCGGAAAUUUCCAAUAUCACGGAUACCAGAUCAAUAGGAAUACAAGUCACGAUGCCUGAUAAAAAAGUACACCAUUUUUGGCCACCUUCAUCUCAUUUCAUGAUAACAAGACCUUUUCAGUAUCAAUUGCGAACACAUGUAGAAAUAUCUCAACUGCCUUGGACCGACGCAUGUAAUAUUCUUGUUGAGAUUGUUAGAUAUUUUGACCCUGAUCUCCCUGAUCUUGACCGAUACAUCGUGUGUCAGGCUAAUAUUAGACAAAGUAAUAGCAUAGUUGUUGUUGGACUAUAUGAUUCGGCUAACACCGUUUCACUUUCUAAAGAGCCGUUAAAACUUUCUAUAUGGCCUAAGGAACCAAGAUCCAAAUUUUCAUUGAAUUCUGAAAAUAGUAUUGGUAAUCCCGGUAUACUUUAA